AUGGCUACCCCGGACAUUGCCAAGCUGGAUCUCUCGGAUUCAUCAGACGCUGAAGACCUCUUCGCGUCCCCCUCGCGCACCUCGAAGCCAACCAAAACACCCACCGCCAAUGCUUCUGAGAGCACCAAUGCCCCGCCCCAGCGCAACACCGAGUCAAAAUAUGAUACCGAGCAAGCUCGCACCAAUGCUUUGCAGAAAGAACUCGAAAGUGUACGGAGCAUCAACGAGGUCAUAGAAGGCGUGAUCUCAAGUCUUGAAUGCGCAAAGGGGAAUAUGGAUACCGUUUCGCGCACAGUCACAUCAGCAUCCACUCUUCUCAACACCUGGACUCGCAUUCUCUCGCAGACCGAACAUAAUCAACGAUUAAUCCUGAAUCCUAAUUGGCGUGGGGCAAGUCAAGAUGUUGCAGAUAUGGAGAAUGAGGCGGUCCUAAAAGCGCAAGCUGCCGAGAGGAGGGCCGCCGAGGAAGAGCGUAGGAGGGAAGAGGCCAGAAGACGGGCGGAGGACGAAGAGAGGCAACGACAGGCUGGGACAGCAGUACGUGGAGUCAGGGGAUCAAGAGGAAGAGGUAGAGGCGCGGUCAGGGGUAGUAGCAUCAGUGGGACCGGUUAUGUUGCUGGUGGGUCGAGCAGCUUGCCAGCACCUCGUGGCACGUAUCAAUCAACAGCAGGACGGAGUGGUAUAGGGAGGGGCAUUGGUGGUACAAGAGGCAGAGCACGAGGAGUACGAUAA
This is a messenger RNA of Amorphotheca resinae ATCC 22711, 732 nucleotides long. RefSeq lists its product as hypothetical. The coding region runs from base 1 to 732 and encodes 243 amino acids. The record is from RefSeq and is a predicted model, not a curated record. Gene Ontology annotation, cellular component: DASH complex; mitotic spindle. Lineage: Eukaryota; Fungi; Ascomycota; Leotiomycetes; Helotiales; Amorphothecaceae. Gene Ontology annotation, biological process: mitotic cell cycle. The transcript is spliced from 2 exons.